Messenger RNA from Fusarium proliferatum ET1, 270 nucleotides. RefSeq lists its product as uncharacterized. The record is from RefSeq and is a predicted model, not a curated record. The transcript is spliced from 2 exons. Lineage: Eukaryota; Fungi; Ascomycota; Sordariomycetes; Hypocreales; Nectriaceae. Bases 1 to 270 code for a protein of 89 amino acids.
AUGGGUGGCGAACAAGAGACCCUUGAGAUCAAAGGGCAAUUGUUGGCUGGAUUGAAGACGCCUCUGGAAGCCAUCAUGGUCAGAGGCGCCCAGACCAAAGUGUUACUGGAGUGUCUUGCUAUCAUGCCAUUAAUGGCAUUCACUGCAAAUCAUCGCCUCGAAGACCGUGCGCGUCUAGUGUGGGUCACUGAAUACGAUGCGAUUGAUAUUGAGCUUCAGAGCUCGAUGGGGUCCAAAAAGGCGAGACCUUGGGGCAGGGUGCGGAAAUAA